AUGAAAAAGAGAAACCUUGUACAGGAAGAAAGCUAAAAAAAGCUUAAAAAAAAAAAAAAAGGCUUACAUGAGAUAAAAAAUUAAAAAAUUAAAAUAGAAAAGCUCACAUCAAAAUUCCUUUUUCAGAGCUUUUAUGUACAUCGCCCACCUACGGUUAGGAGAUUUGCAGAGGAGUUUUUUUUUUGGCUGGCGAGAGGAUUGGAGGAUUCGUUUUCAGUUUCCCGGGAAGUGGGUUUGGAGAAAUGGGUGCUACAGAAGUGAUCACGCAGCAACAAUCUACAUGGAGUCCUUACGACAACAACGGAGGAACUUGUGUUGCAAUAGCGGGGGCCAAUUACUGCGUAAUUGCAGCAGAUAGAAGAAUGUCGACUGGUUAUAGCAUUCUCACAAGGGAUUACUCUAAGAUUUGCAAACUUGCAGAUAAAUGUGUACUUGCAUCUUCAGGAUUCCAAGCUGAUAUAAAGGCAUUGCAAAAAAACUUAUCUGCUAGACAUCUGAUUUAUCAGCAUCAGCAUAACAAGCAAAUGAGUUGCCCUGCCAUGGCACAGCUACUCUCAAACACUCUUUACUACAAACGAUUUUUCCCAUACUAUUCUUUCAAUGUUUUAGGUGGUCUAGACAGUGAAGGAAAAGGCUGUGUUUACACAUAUGAUGCAGUUGGCUCAUAUGAACGAGUAGGCUAUGGAUCUCAGGGGACUGGCUCAACACUUAUGAUGCCUGUUCUUGACAAUCAGCUUAAAUCCCCAAGUCCUCUUCUCUUGCCAGCUAAGGAUGCUACAACACCCCUGUCAGAAUCUGAAGCAGUCGAUUUGGUGAAGGAUAUUUUUGCUUCAGCUACCGAAAGAGACAUAUACACUGGUGAUGGACUAGAAAUAGUAGUUGUGAAUGCGGAAGGCAUCAGACGAGAAGAGAUUAUGGAGUUGCGAAAAGAUUAAUUUCACCGCCAAAUUUGGUGCAUUAUUAGUUAUAUUUUAAACUAAUUGUGAAUUUCUGUUGAAUAUUUGAAUCUGCAUUAACUGAUAUUCAUUUGAGAGAUACAAAUAUCAUAUUAUUUGUUGCAAAAUUGCGUGUUUCAGUACACUCGAUCUGAGAUAUCUAUUGAAGUUUUGUACUCCUGCAACUUAUUGAACAAAAUGACAUAUAAUUUUGGCGAUUAGUACAGUGUGUUAAAAGAAACAAAGUAAUUAUCUAUGGAUACUAUAUUGGGUGUUUUCUCAGGGCACUCUGCCUGAAACUUUUUAAGUUUCUAUGCAGAAGGAACCAAUUGAUUUUAUAUAGUUAAUUUCAAGUGAUUGAUUUAA
This is a messenger RNA of Cryptomeria japonica (Japanese cedar), 1301 nucleotides long. Its product is annotated as proteasome subunit beta type-1. Lineage: Eukaryota; Viridiplantae; Streptophyta; Pinopsida; Cupressales; Cupressaceae. The record is from RefSeq and is a predicted model, not a curated record. Gene Ontology annotation, cellular component: proteasome core complex. The coding region runs from base 243 to 935 and encodes 230 amino acids. The transcript is spliced from 8 exons.